Messenger RNA from Coccidioides posadasii C735 delta SOWgp, 1616 nucleotides. RefSeq lists its product as uncharacterized. NCBI's taxonomy places the organism in Eukaryota, Fungi, Ascomycota, Eurotiomycetes, Onygenales, Onygenaceae. The record is from RefSeq and is a predicted model, not a curated record.
GACACAUUCAUUGAAUGCAUUUCCUAGCUGUUGUCAUGCCGAGCGUUCUCCAUCUUCUCAAUGAGAAAAUUACAUAUUCAGUUGCUAAAGAGCGAGAAGUCAAUAUUCUUCAUCAACUUGGUUACUAUGAGCAACAAAACAGCUUCUUCUCUCACCUGAAUGACAACCGUUCUUGGAUGAAACAAAUAGUUGCCCACCACUUGGGCCUGCCAUCGAGCGAUGUUUGCCAUAUUGCUGAAAGACAGGAUUGGCUGAAUGGCAGUUUCAAUGUUUGUGUCCCGGUGACUAUCGAUAACUGGAAGUGCAAGGAGCAGCCUGGGAACCGUGUCCUUCUGAGAUUUCCUCUUCCAUACCGAGUUGGUGGAGCUUCCCAGGAAGGAAACGGGAAUGAAAAGAUUCAAUGUGAAGCUGGCACCUAUGCGUGGCUCCAAGAAAACUGCCCGGAGGUACCGAUUCCUCAGUUAUAUGGCUUUGCUCUCUCAACCGGCGAAACAUUCACUCGGGUUGCGAACCUACCUUUCUUAAGCCGGUGGCUUCAACUUUUCCGUCGCAAGAUCUUCUCCUGGAUUGGCAGAUCUGUGCCAUCUGCUUACGCCCGGCACUCAGACAAAACUCUGGCUUCGAUGGCUAGUAUGGCUACCACAGGUUAUAUGCUGAUUGAGUUCAUCGAGGGGAGACAAGGUGCAAUGCUCUCAAACACAUGGUCUGAUGGUCAGCAGGACAUCAAGCGACGAACCAACCUUUUUCGAGGCCUUUCCCGGAUUUUGCUCAAUAUCAGCCGAAAACCCUUGCCUCGAAUUGGCUCUUUCAUCAUUGACGAGAAUGGUUACUUGAGGCUGGUUAAUCGUCCCCUCUCAUUCGACAUCCAGAUACUGGAGAACGAGAAAAUACCAACCCACAUACACCGCGAUUUCACAUACUCUACGGUCGAGUCGUAUGUUAUGGAUAUUCUUGGAGCCCAUGACAGCCGCCUCCAUAAGCAACCUAAUGCGGUGAAUGAUAUACCUGAUUGUGUUUCUCAAAUGGCGGCAUUGGCGGCGAUGCGAACGCUUUUUCCGAUGUUUUUCCGGCGGGAAUUCCGCCGUCGACCGUUUGUCUUCUCUUUACCAGACCUCCACCAAAGCAACAUAUUUGUCGAUAAAAAUUGGCAUGUCACAUGUCUCGUGGACCUUGAAUGGGCAUGCGCUCGGCCAAUUGAGAUGGUUGAACCUCCAUACUGGUUGACAAACAAGAGCGUUGACAACAUGCUCUUAGAGGAGUAUGAUCCGCUUCGGAAGGAAUUCAUGGCUGCUCUUGUGGAGGAAGAAAGAAGGAUAUCCAAAUGUGUCACAAGAGAGGACUCGGAUUUGCCACUCUUGUCUGAGGUCAUGGAGCAGGCAUGGACUACAGGCACUUUCUGGUAUACUCUAGCUUUAUCUAGCCCGACUGGCCUGUUUGGAUUGUUCUAUAGGCAUAUCCAACCAUUAUUGGCAGGAGGCAAAUCAAGGGAAUUUGGCGAGGUUAUGCCCUUCUAUUGGGAGAAGGAUGUUGGCAGGUUUGUUGCUGGAAAACUUGCUGAUAAGAAACAGUAUGAUACUGAUCUUCGUCUGGCAUUCACUGAGGCCAAACAGCUAUGA